UCAGUUAGUGUAUGUAAUUCAAAGAGUAGUCAUAUAUUUAUAUAAUAAAAAAUAUUUUUUUGAUUAAUAGUUAGCAUUUAAUUUGUAGUGCAAACAAAAAAAAUGUCUGUUAAUUUUGAUUUCACCGGUAAGGUAGUUGUAAUAACCGGUUCGAGUUCGGGUAUCGGUGCGGCCACUGCUCUAUUGUUUGCCAAAUCGGGUGCCAAUGUUGUAGUCACCGGUCGUAAUGCCGAUCGUGUGGCACAAGUGACCAAACAGUGUACAGAUUUGUCACCUAAACAGCUGAAAGCAUUGCAAGUUGUCGGCGAUUUGAACAAACAAGUGGAUUGCGAUCGACUAAUUCAGACAACUGUCCAAACGUUUGGCAAAAUCGAUGUAUUGGUCAACAAUGUCGGGUUCGGCGAUAGAGCCGAAGUUACUAAAGAGGAUUAUUAUCAAAAAUUUCUAAACGUUAUGACAACUAACUUGAAUUCAGUGGUAUAUCUGACACAUAAAUCUGUUGAACAUUUAGCCAAAACUAAUGGCAAUAUUAUUAACAUAUCGAGUAUUGCAUCAAAAAUAUCGGCCGGUAACGGUUCGUCACCCUAUCAUAUAUCCAAAGCAGCACUGGAUAUGUUUACCAAAUGUAUGGCCGCAGAGUUGGGACCCAAACGUAUUAGAGUUAAUUCAGUCAAUCCCGGUGCUGUUGUAACUAAUUUUGUUACCAAUAUGGGUGUACCUAAACCAGUGUCCGAUAAGGUUUACGAAGCAGUUGGACGUAAAUACCCGGUAGGCAGGGCUGGCCUGCCUGAAGAUAUUGCCCAAACUAUUGCCUAUUUGGCCAGUGAUCAGGCGGCCGGGUUUCUGACCGGUAGUAUUGUUUUGGCCGACGGCGGACAUCUGGCAGCUAACGUAUCGUUUGAUAACGAAAGACAAGAGAUGCUCAAAGAAAUGAAAUAAUUUUUUUUGUUUGUUUUUGAUUUAUAAAUAAUUAUAAUUAUAAAUUAUAAAUACAUGAUUUAUAAGAUAUUAUUUUAAUUAUAUUUUUCAAAAAAAAAUAUUUUUAAU
Molecule: messenger RNA, 1047 nt
Organism: Oppia nitens
Lineage: Eukaryota; Metazoa; Arthropoda; Arachnida; Sarcoptiformes; Oppiidae
Exons: 3
Coding region: 103-939 (278 amino acids)
Source: RefSeq, a predicted model, not a curated record